AUUUAGAAAUAACAUAACAACAAAUAAUAUAGAGGAUUUCGUUAUUUUGCUUCACACUGCUGUCCAGCAGGUGGCGGUAAUGCACCUACAAGCUAGUUUACCAACCGCCAUUAAAACCAGAAGAAGAAGUACUCUCCAAGCAACCUAGUGGACUACACUUAUUCAUUUACACCGGAAACAUGUAUUAAUAGACUGCAGCAGAGAUAUAUAUAUUUAUAUAUAUUUAUAUAUAUACACAGCUUUUUCUGUGAUACGUCACCCGGAAGUCUGCUAAGCUAAUGGCGUUACUUUAGCUAACUAGCUAACGUUAACUGGACGCGGGGCUCGGUUUGGCGGUAACGUUAGAAAACGAGGACGUGAGGAGCUGAGUAUGGGCUGAAGAGCUCAGAGUCACUGCCAGCAUCUGUCAACAAUAAGCUGUCGGUGCUUGAAAAUGUCUAAAGUCCAAAUGCUGAGAGUGCUGAUGACUCGGAGACAAAGUGCGGCUGCUGAACAGAUCUGUGAGCUGUUGGACAGAGCCGUAGCACAGUGCAGGGACCGCUGUCCGUCAGCAGAGGACAACCGAGGACAACGCACACUGCUGGACCCACAGCUGGACCCACAGCUGGACCCACAGCUGACCAUCAGAGCAGAGAGAUGGAGCCAGUAGUGAUGGCAGUGCCACACUGAAGCUUCGAUACGUGCUUCAAACCCUGAACUACAAUUCCAUAGAACCACUGCUUCAGAGCUUGCUUUGGGGCCAAAAAAAAUCACGUGACAUAUGACGUCCGAAGCAGCAACCGCUUCAUUGCCUGAAUGAAUCAGCUGAUUCACUGGCACUGCCUCCUCUGGAUUCUAACAGAAGUCCAGCAGCAGCAGGAUCCAGAGCACCUGCACAUUAAAGAGGAACAGGAAGGACUCCGGAGCAGUCAGGAGGGAGAGAAGCUUCAUGGGCCUGUCCCAGUUAAGAGUGAAGAUGAUGAAGAGAAAGCUCCAUCCUCUCAGCUUCAUCAAAGACAAACUGAUAACCAGAUGAAAGCAGUGGUCAAUGGAGAGGACUGUGAAGGACCAGAACCAGCCAGGAAGCUGAGAGUGUUAGUGAAGCAGCGACUGACUGCGGUAGUUGAAGAGAUAUUUGGGCUGUUUGAAACAACCUUAGUAGAGUAUGAGGAGGAGAUUGAAAGUCUACACAAGCUGCUGGAGGAGGCUGUGAAGCUCCAGAUGAACACAGCAGCAGAUGUUCCACAGCUGAUGGUCAUUAAAGAAGAGGUUCCUUCUGAGCAGCAGGAGAGGAGGACCAAUCUGGACCAGGACGACAAAGAAGAGUUCCCACAUAUCAAAGAUGAACAGGAGGUGGUCUGGAGCAGUCAGGAGGGAGAGAAUAUUCAAGGACUGGAGGAAGAUGAUUUAACCAAGUUCACGUUCACUGCUGUCUCUGUGAAGAGUGAAGAUGAUGAAGAGAAAGCUCAGUUCUCACAGCUCCAUCAAACACAAACUGAUGAGCAGAUGAAAGCAGUGUCCGAUGGAGAGGACUGUGGAGGAUCAGAAUCAGCCAGAAUCUUGGGUCCAGCUUGUGAUUCACAGCAAGAGAUGAGUCUACUUCAGUCAGGUUUAGUAACUCUAAACUACAAUGAGGACUCUGUAAGUCAUAAAGAUUCUAAUCCAGUGGAAAAACUCUGUGUCGGCCAAACAUUUAGCAUACCAAACAUAAGAGUUGACACAGGAGGGAAACCAUUUAGUUGCACCAUUUGUGGGAAAGGCUUUCGUGAAAAAUCCGAUUUGAAGAGACACAUACGAUUUCACACAGGGGAGAAACCAUUCAGUUGCGUCUUCUGUGUUAAAAAUUUUACUGAAAAGGCAGAUUUGAAGAGACACAUGAGAGUUCACACGGGGGAGAAACCGUUCAGUUGUCCCAUCUGUGGAAAAAGUUUUGGUGAAAAAAACGAUCUGACAAGGCACAUCAGAGUCCACACUGGUGAGAAACCAUUUAGUUGCUCAAUUUGUGGCAAGAUAUUCAGCCAGAAUGAAAAUCUGCGCAGACAUGAAAGGAUUCAUACUGGGGAAAAACCUUUCACCUGUCCAGUUUGCACAAAGCCGUUUACCCACAGAGGAGCGCUUGUUGUACACAUGAGAAUUCAUACAGGAGAGAAACCGUUUGGCUGCUCAGUGUGUGGGAAAAGGUACAUAGAGACUGGAAAUCUGAAGAAGCACAUGAGAGUCCACACAGGAGAGAAACCUUUCAGUUGCAGUGUUUGUGGAAGAAGAUUCAAUUAUCAGUCUCAGGUCAAAAACCAUAAGUGCUCUGGUGAGAGCAGCGUAACCAUAGCCCAUAAUGCAUGAGGAUAUCCAAUCCCUUUCAGUUAGGACUGUGGUUAGGCAUGGAGCCACAUCUUAAUACUGCUCUCACACAGUCUAUGUUAAUGUGGAUUUUGGUAAAUUCUAAAAUAGUGGUCUUUAUUAGCUCAGCUGCAGAGAGAACCAGGUUUUGGUUUGGUGGGCGUAUAUUAGAGAUAGACCUUUAUAACUAAACUAUAUGAUAUUUCUUCUUAAGUACUUAAACCCUUUAAGAUUACACUCCUAGUCAUAUUGUACCACUAUUUAUCGAUGUAUGCCAAAAAAUAAAUGUCUUUGUAUUUAAACAUCGAAUAAA
This is a messenger RNA of Dicentrarchus labrax (European seabass), 2629 nucleotides long. RefSeq names its product zinc finger protein 135-like. Gene Ontology annotation, molecular function: RNA polymerase II transcription regulatory region sequence-specific DNA binding; DNA-binding transcription factor activity, RNA polymerase II-specific. Gene Ontology annotation, biological process: regulation of transcription by RNA polymerase II. Gene Ontology annotation, cellular component: nucleus. The record is from RefSeq and is a predicted model, not a curated record. NCBI's taxonomy places the organism in Eukaryota, Metazoa, Chordata, Actinopteri, Moronidae. The coding region runs from base 796 to 2319 and encodes 507 amino acids. The transcript is spliced from 4 exons.